This is a messenger RNA of Penicillium maclennaniae, 1749 nucleotides long. Its product is annotated as putative general amino acid permease (Agp2). NCBI's taxonomy places the organism in Eukaryota, Fungi, Ascomycota, Eurotiomycetes, Eurotiales, Aspergillaceae. The transcript is spliced from 6 exons. The coding region runs from base 1 to 1749 and encodes 582 amino acids. Gene Ontology annotation, molecular function: amino acid transmembrane transporter activity. Gene Ontology annotation, cellular component: membrane. Gene Ontology annotation, biological process: amino acid transmembrane transport. The record is from RefSeq and is a predicted model, not a curated record.
AUGUUACAUUCAGAUCCAAGGCCGGAUAUCAUCUCACACUCACCAAUAGCUGCCACUGUUCGACGCGCCGGUCCUACCCACCAUCUGCCUGACGCUGAGUCGAAAAACAUGAAGGUCAAAGAUCUUGUCGAGACAAUCGAACAGACUCCGCGAGAGAGUCAUGGUGGCUCAAUCGAUGAUGGAUCUAUGGAGCCAACUUUCGACCAUACCCGCCGCAAAUUAAAGCCCCGGCAUAUCCAACUAAUUGGGAUCGGUGGAACCAUUGGCACGGCACUCUAUGUCCAGAUCGGUUCUGGCUUGCGUACAAGUGGUCCAGCAAGCUUGUUCCUUGCAUUUACUAUCUGGAGUUUGGUGAUUUUGAUCAUAACAGUCUGUUUGGCGGAAAUGGUCACUUACCUCCCCAUCUCCUCCCCGUUCAUUCGAUUUGCUGGUCGCUAUGUUGAUGAAGCUCUCGGCGUCGCCGCCGGCUACAACUUUUUCAUCUUCGAGGCCGCUCUAGUACCUUUUGAGAUCGUCGCUGUCAGUUUGAUUGUCAAGUAUUGGACCAGUGCGAUACCAGUAGCCGCAAUGAACGUGAUUAUUCUUGUACUCUAUGCAAUACUCAACAUCUUCGCCGUAAAGUGGUACGGAGAAGCAGAAUUCUGGCUCUCCUUGGGCAAAGUGCUCCUCAGCACUGGCCUGAUCUUCUACACAUUCAUUGUAAUGCUAGGAGGAAACCCCCUCAGCGACCGAUUCGGCUUCAGGUACUGGAAAGAACCCGGUGCAUUUGCAGAAUACUACAAGACCGGAGGUACGGGCAAAUUCCUCGCCUUUUUAUCGGCUCUCAUCACAGCCAGCUUCACUAUCGCGGGUCCUGAUUAUGUGUCCAUGGCUGCUGGAGAGACUGUCAAUCCCCGUGUUGUGUUACCAAAGGCAUUCAAUGGUGUCUUUUACCGCCUCACAGCAUUUUUUGUUCUUGGUAUUUUAUGUGUGGGCAUUCUGGUUCCUUAUAAUGACAAGGAAAUGGCCUCGGCUUUUGACAAUGAUAAGCCAGGUGCUGCGGCCUCGCCAUAUGUUAUCUCUAUGGAUCGACUGCAUAUUCCUCUUCUACCUCAUGUCGUCAAUGCCGUUGUUCUCACAGCUUCUUUCAGUGCUGGGAAUAGCUAUGUCUAUUGUGCCAGUCGAUGCUUGUACGGCCUUGCGCUGGAAAGAAAGGCACCUCGGUUCUUGACCAAGUGCACUCAGCAAGGCGUACCUAUCUACUGUGUGGCUGUUGUACUUCUCAUUGCCCUACUUAGCUUCUUGCAGGUGUCUAAUGGUGCUUCAGUUGUACUCAACUGGUUUGUCAAUCUCGUCACUGCCUCUCAACUCAUCAACUUUUCUGUCGUCACAUUCACCUACAUUCGUUUCAAGAAAGCACUCGAUGUCCAGGGGAUCUCACGGGAUUCUUUACCAUACAAGAGUUGGUUUCAGCCCUACAUCGCCUAUAUCGCCUGCGCCUCUACAACGAUCAUGGCUUUGCUCGGUGGCUACACGGUCUUCUUGCCUGGCAAAUGGUCGGUUCCGACCUUUCUCUUCUCAUAUACCAUGAUUGGUAUUUUUCCCGUUCUUUAUCUAGGGUGGAAGCUUUUCCACGGGACGAAGUUCUUGAAGCCCGAAGAGGUUGAUUUGCUUAGUGAUUUGGCGGAGAUUGACGAGUAUGAGAGAGACUUUGUGUCAUCGCCUCCGAAGAGCGUUCUUCACAGGUAUAUCAAUAAGCUAUUCGACUGA